Molecule: messenger RNA, 1332 nt
Organism: Haliotis rufescens (red abalone)
Lineage: Eukaryota; Metazoa; Mollusca; Gastropoda; Lepetellida; Haliotidae
Exons: 5
Coding region: 51-656 (201 amino acids)
Source: RefSeq, a predicted model, not a curated record
UCCCAGGUGAGGCAGGAAGUAACAGUGAUUGAUGGGUUCCCAUACAGCGCAUGCGUAUAACUAUCUCUGGUCUCUCUCCCUCGUUCCAUUUCUCCGUUUUCCGGAUAUUUCGAAACAAACACGAGGAGCCACCGACAACGAUGACGUGGAUGAAGAUGUUCUACCUUACUCUGGCUGUCACAGCCGCUGUUCUCCUCGUCACCGUCGCCGCGGCUGAUGAUGACGAAGAUGCCAGCUCAGGACUAUGUAACCAGUACAACCAGAAUGUCACCACAAGGCCAAACAACAAACCUAAGAUGUUUCUGAGAAAAAACAUUAACUUUGAGAUUAUCUCCGUCCACAACAUCUGGAGAGACCCCAACACUGUCUACUGGUGCGACUUUAGCCUUGAGGAGGAGGAUGGUAUUAAACACUGGAGGCACUACGACUUCAACGCAACUCACUGGUGGGUGGAGAAGGGAUGCUCUGGCACGUUCGUCGUCGAGGAAUGUAACACUAAGGACAUCACAAACCCAGGACCUCGGUCAACAGCCGGCAAAUCUCCCAUGCAAGGAACCCUCGCAGCCCCCAAACCUGUGACCAACUGGAUGAAUAUCAUGUCUCGCAGCCGAUUUGACAUGGGCACCUGGGACAAGGAAGGAUUUAACAUGCUCUAGGAGGACACUGCGUGUGUAGAUAAAGGAGCUCUUCCAUUGACAAAAGACCCUCUUCCUGUGUUCUAAUAUAUAUGCACUCAACUCCGGAUGUGACGAACUCAAAGGGACCCUCAACGUCUGUCUCCCAUCUGCAUUUUGUUACUCACAUGAACAAUUACGUUCAUUACCACCACCACGGUACAAGUAUCCAGUUCGUAAUAACAACUAUUCGGUAUAUCAGACUUCGUCACAUCCGGAGUUUACUUUAUAUCCUGAUGCCUAUUUGUAAUAUAUUUGAACAAAUAUAUAAGAUCGAAAAGGGUUCUUUUUAAGUUCAAUCAAAUUUAAGCCAUCUAAAAUCAGAGAAUAACUAUGCUUUAUCAUGUAGGGAAUAGACGGAGCUAUAUCAUUUGUUUUUCCAUUCAUAUUUUAACAUAAGGUUGCGGGUGCCUACGAUUUAGCCAUAGUCUGGGAUACAAUAUUCAUCUAUUGACCUGCAUAAACAACUAGUGAUGGAUCAAACAAACCAGACGUGUCAAUACCUAUUUCAAAUUAAGUUCGAGAGCUUCCGCCACUGCUUCAAAUGACUUAAAUCGUGCUAAUGUACUUAAAUGUCGCUACUUUUCCUUGUGUUUUGUUUUUAACACAAUUUCGAACAACUGUAAAUCUGUGUCUCGUUUAAUAAAAUCAAAGAAAA